CGCCAAUGUGUGACCCACGGGAGCUGCGCAGCCGAGCUGGCGCCGCCAACGGCCGCCGGCGCCAACGGCCGAAACCGAACAUAGCAUCAGUGAUGGACAACUUUUCACCCAAGCCUGGCACGAACAAGCUGCAUCAGACAAUGCCAGCAGAUGCAUCUCCUGAUUCCAAAUGCCCAAUCUGCCUGGACAAGUUUGAUAAUGUGGCCUACUUGGACCGUUGUUUGCAUAGAUUCUGUUUCCGAUGUGUGCAGGAGUGGUCCAAAAACAAAGCAGAGUGCCCACUCUGUAAACAGCCUUUUCACUCCAUCCUGCACAGUAUGAGGUCUGAAGAUAACUUUAAGGUCUAUAGAGUAAAGCCUUUAGACACAGAAUCUUUUGCUAAUCCUGGUGGGACGCGAUUCCGUUACCGAACUACGUUGACAAGAGAACGUCGUACGUCUGUUCACCCCCGAAGGAGUUCCUCCGCUCGAAGGACUGUCUCCCCUCCUGAUAAUGGAAUCCUGUUUGAAGGGUUGUCGGGCCAGCCAACAAGACAAAGAGAUGCCGAAAUGCAUCAAAUGAUCAGACGGCUUGCAUCGAGACGGCAAGCUAGCUUAGAAGGCAGAUCUAUGCGACAAAUUCAAGAGCAAGAUAUAAUCAACUUUCGAAGAGCUCUGUAUCGUUCUGGGACCCGCGUUAGAAGCAUUGAAGAUGGAGGGCGCUAUAGAGACAUAGCGGCUGAAUUUUUCCGUCGGAAUCCUGCCUGUCUUCAUAGGCUAGUUCCAUGGCUGAAGCGUGAGCUCACAGUUCUGUUUGGCGCUCAUGGGUCUCUAGUCAAUAUUGUGCAGCAUAUCAUCAUGAGUAAUGUGACUAGAUAUGAUCUGGAGAGCCAAGCGUUUGCUGAUGAUUUAAAACCUUUCUUACUCCAUCGCACAGAACACUUUUUACAUGAGUUUAUCAACUUCGCCAGAUGCCCUUUUAACAUAGAGGCAUAUGAUCAGCAUGCAAAUUAUGAUUGUCCUGCUCCGUCAUAUGAAGAAGGAAGCCGGUCUGAAUCCUCCAUUAUUACAAUCUCUCCAGAUGAGGGAGAGACACAGGAAUCUGGAUAUAAUGCCUUCACAGGUGGUACCAAUCAGGCCCCAUGGGAUGAUGAAACUCCUGGCCCAUCUUACUCCAGUUCAGAGCAGGUACAUGCUGCCGUAACGACUGCUUUAGACACUUCAGAAAGUUCUGAUGAGGACCCAUCCACAAACACCACUGAGCUACAGACCGAGCUACCAGCUAGCAUAGACAUGAAUGGGAACAGUUGCGAUUCCUCUGACAACUGUGUUAUCGUUGGCUAUGUGAAACCGCUAGCAGAGCGAACGCCUGAACUUGUUGAGCUAUCUUCAGACUCCGAGGAAUCAGCUGAUGGUGGGAAAAUAGAAGACGUGAAGAAAGUGCAGCCCAUCCAGUAUCACAGUUUCAGUGAUACGGACGCUAGUGGAUACACAUCACCAUUCUCCAUUGGCUCCAGAGACGGUAGUGCCAGUUAUAAGACCAAUGUAUCCCUAUCAAGUAGAAAAAGAAAAUCCAAAAGGAGCGAAAAAGGCAAAAGUAAAACAAGGGAGCCUGCUUGGUUACAAAGCUCACCUACAAGAAGAGAUGAUUAUGGGUGCAGUUUACCCAAAAGAAGGAAACCUGAAACUUCUGCACAGCAUUCUCACAGAGAGCGCCAUAGCCUGAAAAGUAAGAGGAAGCAUCGAAGCCUUGAAAAAAGGAAAAGGAAAAGAGAUAGCAGCCGCCAUAAGCACCGGAAGGACAAAAAGAGGUCGAGAACCCGAGACAAGAGUCUGUCUCGAAAAAGCCAGACUCUUUCUCUCAGUAGCGAGAGCAUUGAAUCUAGAGAUCUGAGCAGGUCAAGAUCUCGCAGCAAUGAGUACAGCAGGAUAUCAAAGAGCAGAGACGAUGAUUAUUACUUGAGAGACAGUUUCCAAAACAAGUACAAAUGGGAAUACAGUUUUUACCGUCGCAAUACCACCCGAGAUGGUUAUGAAUCAUCAUACAGGAGGCAGACUCAUGCUAGAGCUCAGUACUCAUCUGCUAGCCCAGAUUAUGGAGUGCAGUCCCUUUCCGAACGGACACGUAGUCGAAAUCCGAGAGGUCAUAGUGAGAGCAGGUGGUACUACUACGAAAGACGUCGAUCGAGAAGUCGAUCCAGCAGCAGAUCUCAGACUCCUUCCAGGGGGCCUGAGAGAAUGCGAUCCGAAAAGCCCAGCGGGAAAAGGAAAUACAAAACUCGUCACUUGGAAAGCGCGCGCAGAGCGGGUGAAGAAGCCUCCUCCACAAAGGAAGGUAGUGCCUUUGGAAAAGCAUUGACCAAGUGCCAGGGCUUGUACAAAAAGGCAGCAAGCUUCUCGGACAGGCAAGCAGAGGCAGAGAAUCAGCAGAAGAAGCAGAAAAAAAGGUCAAGAAGCCCCAGCGUUGAGAUCAUUUAUGAAGGGAAAGCCAGUGACACGACAAGGCAUCACAAAAAGAAACGGAAAAGGGAGAAGAAACCCCACAAAAGCCAUGCGGGCUUCUCCCCCUUCUCUUCUCCGGUUGUAAUUACAAUUGAUAGCGACAGUGAUAAAGACACUGCGAUUCAGGAUAAUACUGACUGCAACAGUAGCAUUUCCUGGAGUUCUACACUUCAGCCCAAUGAGAGAGAGACAGAGUCUCUUUCGCCGCUCUUGGAAGCCAGAGACUGUAGUUACGACAGCUUGGGUGAAAGAGAAAAUGUGGACAAGGACAGCAAUGUUACCAUUGCUAUGGAAGAUGUCGAAGGCGAGACUUCAAAUGCAGUUCCACAGCUGCAGGAAACAGCCGGUGGACACACACCAGCUGUGACAGACAUUGGCAUGUCAUUUAACACAGCAAAUCAGCCGAGCGCUGUAGAAACCGAACGUUUCAGUGAGUUGCCAACAGUCAGAACCUCUUUGCUGCUAAGGCUGUCAAAGAAACUUGGAGAAUUCAUACAUCGGCAGGACUCACCGAAGCAGGACGUGUAACUUUUGAAACAAAAUGGUUUUUAAAUGAAUUGGAGUUUUUUUUGCUAUUCAGCUUUUCCUGAAAGCAAAAGGCCUUCUUGUUUCUGUGCUAAGAGUUACAAAAUGACUUCUCUAUGAAAUAAAUCCCAUUCCCAAUUUUUUAUGCUAGUCUGCACCAUCUCCUUUUCUUCAGAGUACGUGUUAUAUGUUUAUCACGUCACAGAAAGACAUUGUAUUUUAGCUCUGUAAUAUAUGUCUACAGAUAUUUCAUUGCUUUUUUAAAAAUGUAAAAUUAGAAAAAAUUGGUGGAUUGCUGUUAAUUUGUGAAAAGGAUUCCCCCCCCUCUAGUUUUAAUGUUGCCAUAUCCUUGUUUUCUGUAGUUCACUUUGCUCUGUGCCUGAAUGGGGAAGCGUUUUUGUUUUUACCAGUAGGAACCAUUGCUUCUUAUUUUGGGGGGUGGGUCAAUUGGGAGCUGAUCUAGGGUGACCAUAUGAAAAGGAGGACAGGGCUCCUGUAUCUUGUAACAGUUGCAUAGAAAAGGGAAUUUCAGCAAGUGUCAUUUGUAUGCAUGAAGAACCUGGUGAAAUUCUCUCUUCAUCACAACAGUUAAAGCUGCAGGAACCCUGCCCUAUUGACCAGAUACAAAAGAGGACAGGGCUCCUGUAGCUUUAACUGUUGUGAUGAAGAGGGGAUUUCACCAGGUGCUGCCUGCAUACAAACGACAUCUGCUGAAAUGCCCUUUUCUAUGUAACUGUUAAAGAUACAAGAGCCUGUCCUCCUUUUCAUAUGGUCACCCUAGCUGAUCUCUCUCUCUCUCUCUCUCUCUCUCUCUCUUCCCCUCUCCUUUCUUUUCGCACACUCUUGCUUGCCCUCUCUGUAGUCCCUGCCUCUCUUAUAUAAUGUUGAUCCAGGCUGCCAUUUAAGCAAAUGUUUCACAAGA
Molecule: messenger RNA, 3927 nt
Organism: Elgaria multicarinata webbii
Lineage: Eukaryota; Metazoa; Chordata; Lepidosauria; Squamata; Anguidae
Gene: TOPORS
Product: TOP1 binding arginine/serine rich protein, E3 ubiquitin ligase
Exons: 2
Coding region: 6-3008 (1000 amino acids)
Biological process (GO): protein monoubiquitination; protein polyubiquitination
Molecular function (GO): ubiquitin protein ligase activity; metal ion binding
Source: RefSeq, a predicted model, not a curated record